Messenger RNA from Doryrhamphus excisus (bluestripe pipefish), 2666 nucleotides. RefSeq names its product heparan sulfate 6-O-sulfotransferase 2 (gene hs6st2). Gene Ontology annotation, cellular component: membrane. The record is from RefSeq and is a predicted model, not a curated record. Gene Ontology annotation, molecular function: heparan sulfate 6-sulfotransferase activity. NCBI's taxonomy places the organism in Eukaryota, Metazoa, Chordata, Actinopteri, Syngnathiformes, Syngnathidae.
CGUGGCAGGCACUACGAUGACGUCAUUUUCACACCGAAAUCACGCAGAGGCUAUCGGGAAGAAAGGUCAAGAAUUGGUCGGUGGGGAAAAAAGCUCCGACCCACCACGAAACACACAAACAAUACGGUGUGAAUAGCGACCAUCUUGUACGAUUUGUUUACCUUUACUUUCAGUUUAACACAGCGGGAGUUUACACUAGCAUGGGUGUUUUCGUAUGUUAUCAAAGAAAGCUAGCUAGUGUUAGCAAGCUAGCUAGCAGCGCUAGCAUGCUUGUUUUUGUUUUGUCGUAGUAGUACGUUCCUCCAAGUGGAUUCCCAUUUCCACGCAAACCGCUCGAGUGAUGUUAUCUUGUUCCUGUCGGGAAAAUGGAUGAGAAGUCCAGCAGCCACCACAGGCUCCUGGUGGUCCUGCUCAUGGCGCUGAUCUUCGGCGUCAUCAUGAUCCAGUACGUGUGCCCGAGCAGGUCCGAGUGCCGGAUGCUCCACCGGCUGGGCUCCUGGCUCAGCGUGGCCGGUGCCGCUGGGACUCCCGGUGAUCUCCAAGAGCAACGGGAUCCUUACAUUGCAGAAGACGGCGCCCUGGUGCGUUUUAUCCCACGCUUCAAUUUCACCCAAAAUGACUUGAAUCGCGCGGUGGAUUUUAACAUAAAAGGAGACGACGUGAUUGUGUUCCUGCACAUCCAAAAGACGGGGGGCACCACGUUCGGUCGCCACCUGGUGAGGAACAUCCAGCUGGAGAGGCCGUGCGAGUGCCAUGCCGGCCAGAAGAAGUGCACCUGUUACCGGCCUGGAAAGAAGGAGACGUGGCUCUUUUCACGGUUCUCCACAGGCUGGAGCUGCGGCCUUCAUGCGGACUGGACCGAGUUGACCAGCUGCGUCCCGUCACGGAUGGACUCCAGGGAAGCCCCCAAGGCCAUGCUGAGGAACUACUACUACAUCACCAUCCUGAGAGACCCGGUGUCACGCUACCUGAGCGAGUGGCGUCACGUCCAACGCGGCGCCACCUGGAAGGCGUCCUUGCACGUGUGCGACGGACGUUCCCCGACGCUGUCCGAGCUUCCCAGCUGCUACCCGGGAGACGACUGGUCGGGCUGCACCCUGCAGGAGUUCAUGGACUGCCCUUAUAACCUGGCUAACAACCGGCAGACGCGCAUGCUAGCUGACCUGAGCCUGGUGGGAUGCUACAACGUCUCGGCCAUGAGCGAGGACGAGCGUUGGGCGGUGCUGCUGGAGAGCGCCAAGCGUAAUCUCCGCGGCAUGGCCUUCUACGGGUUAACCGAAUACCAACGCAAGACGCAGUACCUGUUUGAGCGCACCUUCAACUUGGAGUUCAUCGAACCUUUCACACAGCUCAACGGCACGCGGGCCUCCAGCGUCGACGUCCCGGUUGAGACGCAGCGUCGAAUCCGCCAGCUCAACCGAUGGGACGUGGAGCUCUACGAAUACGCCCGCGAUCUUUUCCUGCAACGCUUCCAGUUCGCCCGGCAGCAGGAGCGCCGGGAGGCCAGGGAGAGGCGGCAGCAGGAGAGGAGGCGGCGGCUGCGCGGGAGACUCGGAAUCAAGAAGCCCACAGCGACGCCCCCUACGCUUGACCGACAUCUUGUCGUAACCGAGUCGGUACCACGGUCUGAGGAAGACGCAGUGGAGUCCGAGGGUUUGAUGCCGGUGUGGUGGGAGCUGGAUGAGAACGGCACCGUGGAGGACUACGUGGACAACGUGGAGCAGUGGAAAUGAAAUGACUCUUUUUAAAUAAUGGAGGUUCUUAAAAAAAAAAAAAAAAAAAAAAAAAAAAAAAAGAGGCCUUACUUUUAGUUAUUAUGGAGCAGCACCUUGACAUAAAAAAAAAAAAAUACAUAAAACGGCUGCAAAAGGUAACAUUUACAGAAUAUUUCUGUUAUUUAUAAUUGUACAUUGUCAAUAAUCAUUUCAAAACAAACACGUUAUAUUAUAACUAAUUAAUCCUACUGUGAUUUUAUUAUACUGUGAUGUUUCUUUUUGUAUUAAUUUAUACAUUUUGUGUCCUAGAACCACAUUAUGCAAAUGACUGAUUCAUGUAAAAUCAUUUCGGGGAUGAUUAUUUCACGAUUAAGCUGAACAUAUAUUGAUCAUAAGCGACUCAGGCAGAAAUCAAAGAUUCUUUUGAAUCAUCUUGACUUUUUUGCCUUUCAAUUGUGAGCAUUGCCUUCAAGUCGUUUAUCGUUACAGUACCGCGUUAUUAUUAUUAUUAUUUUUUAUAAUGAACAACGUAAUACCUUUUUUUUUUUAAUGUCAAAAAGCAAUGUUUUUCUAAGUGUCUCAAAUGCAAACAUUGACAAAUGUAGCUUUUUUUUUAUAACAGGAAAUGGAUACCUCAAUGUGUAGUCUAACUGAUACUGUAAAGUAACUGAACUUAUCAUGCAUAUUUUGUUGUUUUUUUUAUAUAUAUAUAUACACAUAAAAAAAUAACCUUUUAACUCAGUCAAGUGUGCUUAUUUUCUAUAGUGUAGUUCCCUGGAAUUACCACCAGAGGGUGCUCAAUUCAAACUGACAGCAGCAGCAUCAUUUAACAGUAUACCAAAAUAUAACAAUCACCGAUUUGAAAUUAAUCAUGAUUAAUCACCAUUUGCCACUAUGUGUGAAAUAUGCAUUUUAUAAAGACGGACUAUUAGGAUCACAUUGAAAGAAAAU